AUGGAUUGGAAUAAUCUUCCUCAAGACCUCGUGGAUUUGAUACUAUCGAAGGUGUUCGCUAAAGACAGACAUAAUUUCAGCCUAGUGUGUCGAUCCUGGAACACAGUUGUCGCAGCUUCACCGUUUCGUCAUUCGCCAUGUUUAAUGUUCAACCAAAGGAAGAAAAAGCAUGUAUGGAAAUUAUCUCAGAACAACAAUUUCUUCUACAUGGAAUUCCCCGAACUCCAAGGCGGAACAAUACGCUUCGCUAAUCAUGGGUGGUUGUUGAUAUCUCGAGGUGAUGACGAAACUCUUUUUUUCUACCAUCCUUUCAACCACCAUAUGAUUGAAGUGCCCUCACCUAGCGAUUCGAAUUGUGCCGGCUACACUACCAUCUGCUUCUUUCACCCACCGACUUCUCCAGAUUGUUUUAUAGUUGGAAUCGCCACCCAAAUAGACGUGGGUUAUGAUACAGUGGAUAUAGGGGUUCUUAAACACGGAGAAAACAAGUGGGAAAAUUGUACUUACCAAUCUCAAAAAUUUCAAUCGUCCAUUGGUCCUCCGAUUUUGCAUGGUGGUUUAUUGUACUUCUUGGAUAUUGAUGGAGAUGUGGCAACAUUUGAUAUAAGGGAACAUGGCUCGCUAUCUUCGUGGAAAGUCUUCCCCGAUUGUCUCCCCAAGUGUCCCCCUAAGUGUCUUGAGAAACAUUGGAAUCGUAAAUGUAUUAAAGAGCAUUAUUUCAUUAAACCUAAAGGCGAGGAAACUAUUUUUGGUGUAUUUGCCAUGCACGGGGAAAGAGAGGUCAAAAUAUUUAAGUUAUCAGACACGAUUUCAUGGGAACCGGUUAAAGAUAUAGGGGACAGAGUAUUUUACGUGAGCAACACUUCGUCUUUCGGGUAUACAACUGAUGCGAAGAGCAAAAGCAUGAAGAACAAGAUUUUCUUGUCGAAAUUCCAUGGUGAUAAUGUUGUUUACUACUCUUUAGAUACACAGAAGUAUCAUUCUUUUGAAGGGGACUAUUCAAGCAACAAUCCGCACGGUCUUAAAAGAUUGGACUUUGCAACUUGGAUUAUGCCGGGAUCGACUGAUUCACAAAUUCGAAAAGAAUCAUUGGAAUGGUAUCCAAAAUUAAGUUGA
This is a messenger RNA of Erythranthe guttata (spotted monkey flower), 1116 nucleotides long. Lineage: Eukaryota; Viridiplantae; Streptophyta; Magnoliopsida; Lamiales; Phrymaceae. The record is from RefSeq and is a predicted model, not a curated record.